This is a messenger RNA of Petromyzon marinus (sea lamprey), 4381 nucleotides long. The record is from RefSeq and is a predicted model, not a curated record. NCBI's taxonomy places the organism in Eukaryota, Metazoa, Chordata, Hyperoartia, Petromyzontiformes, Petromyzontidae.
CGGAGACACACAGAACACACAAGCAGAGAAAGAGAGAGAGACACACAGAGACACACAAAGAGAGACACACACAUAGUUUACAAGAAGUGGCUGUCGUGUGGAACAUACAUUUCCUGCAAGAUAAAUGUGUGCCUUCGGUGUAAAAAAACACAAAGGUUGCGAAAAAGCAGUAUGCAGUACAAUGAAUUGCUCGGGUUAAUUAAUCACAGGGUCACGGAUAACAUUAUUGCAGUUCUGUUGACUAAUGCUGGAGGUUGGUCAUCUACAAAACCCGCCCUCUUUUUUGCAGUCGAACCUUUUUUUUUAAAUCAGUAUCGCCAUUUCUUUCGUCUUCCAGGGUCUGGCAAAAACAAGUUAUCCGUGCUUGGUAUCGCCCCUUGGCAUCCACGUGGACGCCUCUGCUGCCCCAAGUCGAUAGGAGGACGUCAAGGGGACACAAGUUCAGAGAGCAAGGCAUAUGGAGGACACCGAUCAGGAAAAUAUUGUGGUGGAAACUCCCUCGAAAACCAAGGGCUUCUCACGAGUCCUGGUUUUGUCAUCUCUCAGCGCAGCUUUUGGCUCAUCCUUCAUCUACGGCUACAAUCUGUCAGUGGUGAAUGGCCCUUCAGAUUACAUCAAGGAUUUCUUCAACACAACAUGGGUGGAUCGGUGGAGCACAUCACUGUCAGACAACUCGGUAACGCUGCUGUGGUCUUUCACCAUCGCCAUCAUGUCUAUUGGGGGCCUUGUAGGAGCCCUGAUCAUGAGGUUCAUGGUCCAGCGCUUUGGCAGGAAAGGCACGCUGCUCCUCAACAAUGCCCUGGCCAUCCUGGCAGCCUUGUUGAUGUCACUGUGUUUUCUCGCGGGCUCCUGGGAGAUGCUCUUCCUGGGCCGCUUCGUGGUGGGCAUUGAUGCAGGCAUCUCCCUGAGCGUCCUGCCCAUGUACCUUGCGGAGAUCUCCCCAAAGAAUCUACGCGGAUCCACGGGCCAGGUUUCUGCCAUCUUCAUCUGUCUAGGAGUCUUCACCGGGCAGGUGCUGAAUUUGAAAGAGGUGUUAGGCCAGGAGUCGCAUUGGAGCAUCUUGUUCGGCAUCUUGGUAGUGCCACCCCUCGUGCAGCUUGCCACCUUGCCCUUCAUGCCAGAGAGUCCACGCUACCUUCUUCUAGAGAGGCAAGAUGUCAAAGCAGCAGAGAAAGCCCUGCAGAGGCUGCUCGGGCGUCAGGACGUGCAACGUGAGAUGGUGGAAAUACAGGCAGAGGGCAUUGCACAGGCACACAUCAGCGUGAUGUCGCUUUGGGGCCUCCUCCGUGAGCGUGCUGUGCGCUGGCAGGUCAUCACGGUCGCCAUCACGAUGGCCUGCUAUCAGCUGUGUGGCGUGAACGCUAUCUGGUUUUAUGCAAGCAGCAUAUUUAGACAAGCUGGCAUUGACCCAGCUAUUACUCCUUAUAUAAUCAUAUCCACUGGUGGAACAGAAGUCUUGGCUGCCCUUCUCUCUGGUCUUGCGAUUGAAAAGCUUGGAAGACGAUCACUGUUGAUUGUUGGAUUUGGAGCGAUGGCUGUGAUAUUUGGAGUCUUGACAGUGGCACUUAAUCUUCAGGACUCGUACCAUUGGAUGUCAUACCUUAGCAUUGCCUGUGUCUUGGCAGUCAUCGCCAGCUUCUGUAUUGGACCCGGCGGAAUUCCAUUUGUUUUGACUGGGGAAUUGUUUGAGCAGUCUUAUCGUCCAGCUGCAUUCACAAUCGCUGGAAUUGUCAGUUGGCUGUCAAACUUCAUUCUUAGCCUCGUCUUCCCAUUUAUUCAGACAGCUCUGGAUGCAUACAGCUUCCUGGUGUUUGCAGCAGUAUGUUUGGGAGCUGCGAUAUUUCUCUACUUCGUGCUGCCGGAGACCAAAAAGAGGACCUUUAUGGAGAUCAGCCGCUCAUUUGACAAGUUGAACAAAGUACAAGCAAGCAUACUAGCUUUGGAGAAAAGAGAGUCUGUUAAUGUUGUCUCUGCAGAAUUCAAAACCAUCCAGUCCCAGAAUUUAGUAACCCAUAUGUAAUAUAUAUCAGCUACGGUCAUUCUACUGCUGGAUGAAGGCCUCCCCACGCUGCCGCCACCUCUCACGAUUCUGUGAUGUUAUUAUGCACCCAGCACCCGCAUGGAAAUUGAUUUAAUUGCUCCACCUAAAAAAAAGAAUGUGUGUAUACUUAGACUUCUUCUUGUUUCUUCUUCAAGCUGUCGUGAAAAUAACAGGCGUGGAAGAAAUGCUUUCCAUACACAGUACAAAUGAGUGCUACUUGUGUUAAAGACACUUUUCUGGAAGCUUUUAGAAAGACACCAUGACAUUUCAAAAUAAGUGGAAUUUUUUGAGAAAAUUAUUUGAAAAGUAAUUAAGCCGUUACUUGUAUUUUGUGUAAAAAUGUGUGGCUUGCGUGUGGAAAUUAGAUGAGACAGGCCUUUUGAUUUACACAUUGCAAAUGUUUAAACGUGCUCAGUUUAAUUUUGCUCAUUCCAGUUUUGAAUGCAUUUGGCCCACAUUUUCUGCACGUACUUAAGGCCCUUUAUUUUGGCUGCGUAUGCUUGAAUAAGGGUUGCACCUUAUCUAAUGUGGUUCUGAAUUGCGCAAACGUUGAUGCAAAGUGUAUUAUUUUGUGGAGCUUCAUACAUCGCUGACAUCAUGAGCACAUUAAGGUAUCAAAUCAUUGUUCACCAUGGGGUACUUAACAUGGGUUUUUAUUUCCUAAUACAAGAUAAUCGUAAUUGCCUCAUAAACAACAGGAAAGAGUGAUUAAUGCUUCAACGGAAAGACAAGCUCUCUUCCCCAGGAGUAUUCACACACUUUCUUUUUCAGGUUUAUAUUAUUCAGCAGGCUAGUUAAUAAUACUUAAUUACAUAUGAACGAGAUUGUUUUUAUAAACCCUGUCCAUUGUUUGGUAGAGAAGAUAAAGUGUACUAUAAUUGUAUAUUUAUCAGAUUUGUUUAAUGUUUUGUGCUGUAUUGGUAUACACAUAAUUAAUAUUUUUUUUAUUAAAAAAACAUGUUGAUGUUGGAUCAACAAUAUACAGCUAUAUUUGUAGUGCCGUUUACAAAAUUCUAUACAGUAUGUGGCCUUAUUAGUCUUAUCGUAAUUUGUUGCUGCUCAUACCAUGGCUCAAUACCACCUUAGAUGCUAUAUUUAGAAGCCAAAUUGUAUUGAGAUACAAUUUGUCCAUCGCCACUAGAUGGCUCUCUUGUUAGCCAAGUGAAAAUUGCUGUCUUCAGUUUCUUUUUCUUAGCCACGUCAAAUAAUUCCUUUACAUUUCUGUAAGGAGAUGAUGUAUUCAUGUUGAACUGUGUUACUCAUAGGGGUUUUUUUAACGUACAUUUAAAAAAAAUGUAUUCCAAUUAUGCUAUGGGCAUCAUGCCACGUGAAGCUGCAUCCAUUCGAAAAUCUCACCGAUCAGUGGGUCUUUUUCUUUUAUUAUUUCCCUUCUACGUGACUUUACCGAAAUAACCAAGAAGAUGGGUCUUAUGAUGUCGCAAUAUGGUCUGCAGAGAUAUUUCAUGAGAAAAAAUGUUUCUAAUUACUUUUUUGUAUCCUAUACACAGGAGGGAGUGCACUUUUUCACAUGCUGUCCUACGACAUUCAAACCGAUGUGUUUACUGUUCAUAGUGGGAAUUUUGCUAAAUUUAAAUGCCACAUUUUAAGUGGUGUUUUGUGUGUGUAUAGUCAUUAGUGACCAGGCUAACAACCGGUCAGCUCGCUACACUUGAGAACCCGGUUUAAUCACAGGUAGCUGAAACCCCGAUCUGAAGUCCAGGAUCUCAGUAGUGCCACCCAGCCCCCUUCCUUGUUAGAGCUUUUAAAAAAAAUAUUAAUGAAAUUUGAUGUGCACAGGGAACAUUUUUGAGAGUAAAUGCACAUGACACUGCUAACCUAUGAUAUUCACACAAUGUAUAGCACGCAGUGUACAUGUUUGUCAAAAAGCGAAACGAAAAAUGAUAAAAACUACAAAAGUUUUAUAGAUGUAUUUUUUUUUAUUUUCGGCCGACAUGUUUUGAUCAUUUCAAUUUUGAGCAGUUGUCACAAAUGCAUAUUUUAGUAACUUUACAAAAAGAUCAACAGUGGAUGUUUUUGUGAUAUAUAUGAAUAAUGUGAUCCUACUUUUAAGGAGAAAAAAAUCCCGGACAUGAUUGGGAUAUGAAUGUGAUUGAGAUAAUAACAAUUAUGUUGUCUGCCUGUAACUUUCCCAUUGCUGGGAAAACAUCUCCCCCCCUCCCCUGCAAUUUUUUUGGCUUGGUUGUUCUUGCCCAGAGCAGCUUGAUAAAGCUAUCUUGAUUUAAAGUUUUCGUGACUGCAGGGAUUCAUAUUCUUGGUUAUUUCGGUAAAGUCACGUAGAAGGGAAACAAUAAAAUAAUACAAAUAUAAAACAAUAAAAUU